Aspergillus glaucus CBS 516.65 is the source of this 1755-nucleotide messenger RNA. Its product is annotated as putative DNA directed RNA polymerase III subunit Rpc82. Lineage: Eukaryota; Fungi; Ascomycota; Eurotiomycetes; Eurotiales; Aspergillaceae. The coding region runs from base 1 to 1755 and encodes 584 amino acids. The record is from RefSeq and is a predicted model, not a curated record. Gene Ontology annotation, biological process: DNA-templated transcription. Gene Ontology annotation, molecular function: single-stranded DNA binding. Gene Ontology annotation, cellular component: RNA polymerase III complex. The transcript has 2 exons.
AUGAUUCAGCAAAGCCUCGUUUUUCAUUACACAUCUUACGAUGACGGUGUCACAUACUACGAAGCAAAUCAGCACGCUGCAUAUUACCUCACUCGAUCCGGCAAGGUUCUGGAAUUUAUUGAAGGUCGAUUGGGGCAAUAUGCGGCCACGCUCAUGUCGGCUAUUAUGUACUUAGGGCAUGCUUCCGUUAGCCACCUCGAGACGUUGCCAGAGCUUAGACCCGAACCACCACAGACAAACGGCAUCAAUGGGGAGCAUAAGCACGAGCAAGACGAGGUAAACGGGGAACACGAAGACCAACCAAAUGGCAUAAACGGUGAACACGCUUUGUCAGAGCAGCCCUAUCUUCUCCACCCAACCCUCAAGACUCUGGCAGCCCAUGGAUACAUACUUCGUGCCAGAGAAGCACACUUCCAGAGCUACACGGACACCGUCUUAGAUGCGGAGCGAGUAGUCACUUCAAGGCCAGAUGUAAAAUCGAUGAAAGGGAAGAAGCUCGAAGAAACGGUUAUCGAGAAGACGUUAGAAAUAGUCAAGGAAAAAACCGAUGGUGACCUUAGUCAUGGUUUGAAAUACAAUGGCAUUCCUCGGGGCGCGAAACGAGGGCGCGGCGCAGCUCAGUCCAACAAGCCUAUCAAGAAGGCGCAGAUGGAACAAGCCGAUGCCGAUGAGGAUGACGAGGAAGAUGAAGAGGAAAACGAAUGGUCAGAUGAUGAAAUGGGCAACGAUACUGUUCCUAUGGAGUCAAGCUUGGUCAUUCGGGUCAACUAUGAAAAACUCGAUGUUGUGCUACGACACUGCCGUUUCAUCGGACUCGCAGAGCAAGAUUCAUCGCCUGUCACUGCAGAGGUAUACGAAUCUCUGCUUCGACGAAUUGAAUAUCAGACCCCGCGCUGUCGAGAUACAGUCGAGAUCCCUCGCGAAGGCGAAGAAGGAGAGCAAUAUUCUGUUCCAAUUCCGCUCAGUGCAAUCGCGGAGGAUGUCGACCAGCAACUUGAUCUUUCAGGCUCUAUUGGCCCUAUGGAUAUAUCGCAGCCUUUCAGUCGACGCGGCAAACGUCCAUUGGAAGAUGGUGUCAACGGAAACAGUGACGAAGGGACCAAUGGGUUAUCAUCUGGUGCCAGUCGCACAUACGAAUUGGACCAACACCUUUGCCUUCUGGCGCAACCACCCCACAACUUAACUUCAAAACGCAUAGUUGGAGGUUUGAUCACCUGGACGGUCGAAUACCGGUAUGUAGCGCGUACAUUGCGCCAUCUCGAGCUGGAAAAGAUGAUCGAGGCUCGAUACGGCGAUGUGGCUUUACGGGUUGUCCGCGUUCUACACGCCAAGGGCAAGCUGGAUGAGAAGCGGCUACAGGAGAUAAGCCUAUUACCUUUCAAGGACCUACGCCAGGUUCUCGCUAGCAUGCAGACGGGUGGAUAUGUCGACCUACAGGAAGUACCCCGGGAUGCGCAACGGCAGCCAUCACGAACAAUCUUCCUUUGGUUCUACGACCCGGACCGAGUCGCCAGCAGUGUCUUGGAGGACGUAUACAAGGCUAUGUCCCGGUGCCUACAGCGCCUCAAAUUCGAGCGCAGCCGACUCAGAGAAUUCCUUGAGAAGACGGAACGGAGUGAUGUUAAGGGCAACGAGGAACAAUAUCUAUCGGAGGGAGAACUGAAGAUGUUGGAACAAUGGAAGGCCAAGGAAGCACUACUGUUUGGCGAGGUGUCCCGGUUGGACAACAUGGUUGCCGUGUUUAGGGACUACUGA